Macadamia integrifolia is the source of this 402-nucleotide messenger RNA. Its product is annotated as probable disease resistance protein At1g59620. Gene Ontology annotation, molecular function: ADP binding. The coding region runs from base 1 to 402 and encodes 133 amino acids. The transcript has a single exon. The record is from RefSeq and is a predicted model, not a curated record. Lineage: Eukaryota; Viridiplantae; Streptophyta; Magnoliopsida; Proteales; Proteaceae.
AUGGGACUUGAGAUGUUAAAUGAUGGAGAGCUGAAGGAGAAGCUUUACAAGCUAUUGGAAAACAAGUGCUAUCUAGUGGUCCUCCACGAUAUACGGAGCGCAGAGGCUUGGGUUGUUCUAAAACCGGCAUUUCCCAAAGGAAAGAUGGGAAGCAAAAUAAUGCUCACCACUAGGAUCAAAGAUUUGGCUCUUCAUGUAGAUUCAUUGGGCUUUCUUUACAAACCUGUGUGCUUGACAGAGGGACAGAGGGACAGAGGGACAGAGGAACAGAGUUGGGAAUUAUUCAGUAAGAAAACAUUUAUUUCCAAGAAUGUUUCUUCAAGUUCUUAUUCUUCAUUCCCUCAAGAUGUAGAGAAGAAGGAGAAGUUGGGAAGGGAGAUGAUUGUAGCAACCCUAAAAUGA